UCCGUGGAGGCCUUCAAGCCGGAGCAGCGGUAGCUAAGUGAACGGCGUUACGACGUUAAUUUUAGACUUCUUUAACCGCAGCUAUGCCGUAUGCUAACCAACCGACGGUGAAAAUAACAGAACUGACAGAUGAAAAUGUCAAGUUUGUCAUUGAAAACACCGAUUUGGCGGUCGCAAAUUCUCUUCGCCGUGUGUUUAUGUCAGAAGUUCCCACUAUAGCGAUUGACUGGAUCCAGAUCGAUGCCAACUCAUCAGUGCUGCAUGAUGAGUUCAUUGCGCACAGAGUCGGUCUCAUUCCUCUCACAAGUGAUGACAUUGUGGACAAAAUGCAGUACUCUAGAGACUGUGCCUGUGAUGAUUUCUGUCCAGAGUGUUCUGUCGAGUUGACCCUGGACGUUCGGUGCACUGAGGAUCAGACGCGUCAUGUCACCUCGCGUGACCUUUUGUCCAACAACCCCAGAGUCAUCCCAGUGACGUCCAGGAGUCGGGACAAUGAUCCCAAUGACUAUGUUGAACAAGACGACAUUUUGCUGGUGAAGCUUCGUAAAGGUCAGGAGCUGCGACUCAGGGCUUACGCCAAGAAAGGCUUCGGUAAGGAGCACGCCAAGUGGAACCCGACAGCGGGGGUGUCCUUUGAGUAUGACCCAGACAACGCACUGAGGCACACAGUCUACCCACGACCUGAGGAGUGGCCAAAGAGUGAAUACUCAGAGAUUGAGGAGGAUGAGGUUCAGGCUCCCUACGACCCCAAUGGAAAACCAGAAAGGUUCUUCUACAACGUGGAGUCGUGUGGCUCUCUGCGACCGGAGACCAUCGUCAUGUCAGCGCUGGCCGUCCUCAAGAAGAAGCUGAGCGACCUGCAGACCCAGCUGAGCCACGAGAUCCAGAGCGACGUGCUCACCAUCAACUGAGGGCAUCUCACGAACAGACCGGGGUUUGCCUUCACACAGCUGUGUGAGCAUCAGAGGGCUGAUUUAAGGAUCACUGUUAAGGUCACAUGACACACGUCUCCAAUACUGUUUAUGGAUUAUUCCAGCAACAAGCAGUGAUUUAACAUAAGCUGCCUGUACCAAGGUGGUCAGUGACUGUCAGUGUGUGAGAGCGAGUUUGUCUCUGAAUGACAGAAAUACAGUGUAGUUGCUGUCAGUGUAACACUUUAACUGUGGGAUUAUUAUUUUGUUAAACAUUGCCUUUUAAAUAAAUCUGUUUUUGAAGAA
Molecule: messenger RNA, 1217 nt
Organism: Toxotes jaculatrix (banded archerfish)
Lineage: Eukaryota; Metazoa; Chordata; Actinopteri; Toxotidae
Gene: polr2c
Product: RNA polymerase II subunit C
Exons: 9
Coding region: 84-911 (275 amino acids)
Biological process (GO): DNA-templated transcription
Cellular component (GO): RNA polymerase II, core complex
Molecular function (GO): protein dimerization activity; DNA-directed RNA polymerase activity
Source: RefSeq, a predicted model, not a curated record